This is a messenger RNA of Desarmillaria tabescens, 582 nucleotides long. RefSeq lists its product as uncharacterized. The transcript has a single exon. NCBI's taxonomy places the organism in Eukaryota, Fungi, Basidiomycota, Agaricomycetes, Agaricales, Physalacriaceae. The coding region runs from base 1 to 582 and encodes 193 amino acids. The record is from RefSeq and is a predicted model, not a curated record.
AUGAAGACUUAUGGGACUCACUCUCUCCCCCCGUAUUCCUGGGAAGAGAAUACCAAACUAUCCCGGAAAAAGAAGAAGGAGAAGAAAGCGAAGAUAGUGGUACCUCCACCGACACCUCCUCUCGGACGGACGAAACCAUCCAUGUCUUUAGUGCUGAAUUUCAGCACUGAAGACAUCUUCAAUACCAAGCAACCGGGGGGAGACUGGACCAAACCACACCUACCCACUGAGGUGUUUUGGACCACGUCUCUAGACCCCAAACUAGGAAAGAGGAUCCCCUCUCUUUCCCAAUACAGAGGCGCAUCGCGCCCUGAAAGAACAAAUGAAGAAAUGGACAUGGGGCGUCUCAAGCGAGAAAGGCGAUGUUUCCGAUGCGGAAACACUGGACAUGUAUGGAAGAAUCGCAGAUGUGAUCUGCAAAAGGAGUGGUUCGUCAAAAAUGCUGAAGGACAGAAGAGCCACUUCGCACGGCAACAGCAAAAGGAAUCCACAGAGGAACGAUGCAUUCGUUGCGGAUUCCCUGGACAUACUAGAUGGGAUAACAAAUGCCCAUCUGACAGGUCCCAAUGGCGCUCUGCUUGA